Molecule: messenger RNA, 935 nt
Organism: Raphanus sativus (radish)
Lineage: Eukaryota; Viridiplantae; Streptophyta; Magnoliopsida; Brassicales; Brassicaceae
Product: cytochrome b5 domain-containing protein RLF
Exons: 4
Coding region: 123-764 (213 amino acids)
Molecular function (GO): heme binding
Source: RefSeq, a predicted model, not a curated record
UCCAAUGUCAAUAGAUCCCUCCUCUCUCACUUCGCUCUUUCUUUUUUUUUUUCUCCUUCGAUUCUAUUUUCACCAGGAGCCCAAACAGAUUUUAUAAUCUCUCGGAUCCACCAGCUCUCGAGAUGGAUACUAAUAAGGAUGAUGAUUUCACAUUCUCAAGGGUUGCGCCACCAGAUGAUAGUGAAGUUUCUGUAGAGGCAAAAGAUCUUGCAUCACGAGUAGACGGCAUUGCCCUUAAAGAUGGAUUACAUCCUCCUCAAACCAAGUCUCUGAACCAAGUUUCUCCUGAGGAAAAGACAGUUGGUUCUUUGUCUUUCACCGUUACUGACUCUUCCUCUUCGAAACCGUCCAAUGAAUCAUCAUCAUCUGAGAUUCUCAAAGCUAGAAAGCCUAUAACUCGUACAAAAGUCCCAUUCGAAAAAGGUUACAGCCAAAUGGAUUGGCUCAAACUCACACGAACGCAUCCCGAUCUCGCAGGCCUGAAGGGAGAGUCGAACAGGAGGCUUAUAUCGAUGGAUGAAGUUAAGAAGCACAACAAGUCAGGAGGAGACUCGAUGUGGACUGUUUUGAAAGGCCGCGUGUACAACAUAUCGCCUUAUAUGAAUUUUCAUCCCGGAGGCGUGGAUAUGCUGAUGAAAGCCGUGGGAAGAGACGGUACGUUCUUGUUCAACAAGUACCACGCUUGGGUCAGUUACGAUAUCUUGCUUGAGAAAUGCCUUGUUGGUGUUUUGGAUGAUGCCAAACCCAAGAAGCCAGAAGCGUAAUUGGCUUAUUUAUCAUAUACUCGUAUUAUAGAAUUAUUCUUCCAGUCGAAUAAGACAAUUUUUGAGUGUUUGAUUCUUCAAAUGAAAACACUCUGAUCACGAUUAUGUACUUGUCAUUAGACUUUUACACGACUCUUUGAUGUUAAUAUAUGUUACAGGUUUCCAGAAUGA